Camelina sativa (false flax) is the source of this 1179-nucleotide messenger RNA. Lineage: Eukaryota; Viridiplantae; Streptophyta; Magnoliopsida; Brassicales; Brassicaceae. The record is from RefSeq and is a predicted model, not a curated record.
ACACAAACUCAUCUCACAAACUCAUACACAUAACACAUCACCACUACCUUCUAGCUCAAAACUCGAUUAAUCUCUUUGUUUUGUUGCUACUAUACAUUACAGAAAUGGCAUCUUAUGUAUUGGGUUGCUUGUUAUUGUUGGCUGUUGCCUUCGUGUGUCUAGAAGCGAGGACGGACCAAACGCAAGACUAUACUUCGUUUCAGUACCACAGAGGAGCUCUCCUUACCGGAGAUGUUUCAAUCAACCUAAUCUGGUAUGGUAAGUUCAAACCGUCGCAGCGUGCAAUCGUCACCGAUUUCGUCGCUUCCCUCUCGUCUUCCCGGAGAUCUUCCAUGGUUCAAAACCCAUCAGUCGCCACAUGGUGGAAGACGGUGGAGAAGUAUUACCACGUCAGCAAGACCACGAAGACACGUGGACUCACUCUCUCCCUCGGAGAACAUAUCCUCGACGAAGGAUACUCAAUGGGAAAAUCUUUAACAGAGGGAAACCUCAAAGCCUUGGCAGCUCAAGGAGGCCAAAGCUAUGCAGUUAACGUGGUCUUGACCUCAGCUGACGUGGUAGUCCAAGGCUUUUGCGUGAACCGAUGUGGGUCACACGGGUCUGGCUCCGGGUCAGGCAAGAAAGGGUCAAGAUUUGCUUACAUAUGGGUAGGGAACUCAGAGACGCAAUGUCCAGGACAAUGCGCGUGGCCGCUCCACGCGCCGGUUUACGGACCACAGAGCUCACCACUCGUGGCGCCAAACAACGACGUGGGUCUUGACGGCAUGGUGAUUAACUUGGCGAGUCUCUUAGCUGGGACCGCAACGAACCCGUUCGGAGAUGGGUAUUACCAAGGCCCUAAAACGGCACCGCUUGAGGCUGGAUCGGCUUGUACUGGAGUCUAUGGGAAAGGCUCGUAUCCUGGUUACGCUGGAGAGUUGCUUGUGGAUGCAACGACUGGUGGGAGUUAUAACGCUAAGGGAUUGAAUGGGAGGAAAUAUUUGCUUCCGGCUUUGUAUGACCUCAAAACAUCUGCUUGCUCGACUCUGUUUUGAAUAACCUAUAUUAGUUAGUAGUAUACAUACAUUAUAGAUGAUGCGAUUAUUUUUUGUUUAUAUUUUAUCUAUUCUUUUGGUCAUACACUUGAUUAUUCUUUUUGUAACACGAAUUAGUAAUGAAAUGAUUUGCUAUUAUUAUUAA